Molecule: messenger RNA, 2109 nt
Organism: Phyllostomus discolor (pale spear-nosed bat)
Lineage: Eukaryota; Metazoa; Chordata; Mammalia; Chiroptera; Phyllostomidae
Gene: IQCM
Product: IQ motif containing M
Exons: 15
Coding region: 1-2109 (702 amino acids)
Molecular function (GO): protein binding
Source: RefSeq, a predicted model, not a curated record
AUGAAUGUCUCCCACGAGAGAGACAGCAAUGUGAACAUUUUACCUACCAUUUCAUAUGGUCCUGUAUUAGAGAUUACCAAGCAAGAUUUUUUUCAGGAAGCCAAAAAUCUCAUCGCCCAACAUUAUGAGAAAAUAAAUGAUAACAAAGUUCAAGGUAGUUCUAUAAAUGUUUUCAGAAAUAAACACCAAAAACCGAAAUCUGGCAAAUUCCUACCUUUGGAGAUAAAAAAAAAGGAAACCCUUGACGUGGCCCAGGAACGCCAGACAGCACACAGACACACUUGUUUCCCCAGGGAUGUUUCCAAAGGCGACCAUUCUGAGGCGCCCCCGCAACCACCUUCUUUCAAGGAGCCACACAUUUUUAAUGUAAAGGAGAAAUUCAUGGGAUCUAUAGAUCUAAUUGCAAAAGAACAAGUGAAGCUGUGUAAAAUAGUGACUAAUAUUGAAUCAGUGGGUAAGCAAAUGGAGAAGGAAAAGCAGCGGUAUCAUGGGAAGUCCAGAAUGCUGGAUUCCUAUGCCGUACCCAUCACCAAGUUUGGCUUGCAUGCACAAUACAUGACCUCCCCUCUCAUGGGGCUUCUGAAAGGACAUGGUAAGUCUCAUUGUGUGAGUGUUGCUAGCAGUGAUUCAUUCAAAAUGUGGAGACAUAUAUUACAUAGUAAUUUAAAUGAAGGAAGUUUAAUAAUUAUUAUGCAACAAGAAAAGAGAUAUAAGAAACUUCUACAGGGUCCCCUAAUGCUGCAAGAGAAUAUCCAGGAGCGGAAACUUGGAAGGGGCCUCCCUGCUAAAGGCUGGGGUUCAGCCCUCACUGGAGAAGUUGUGGUCGUAGCCUCUGAAAGCAGAGAAGUUCACUAUGUGCCUGGGCCAGAGCUGGUCCACAGUCUCUGGGGAAGUGGGAGGCAACCUUCUGGGUUGCAUGUGAACCUCAGCCAGCGGCAAGCACAUAGGCAUGCAGGGCGUGCAGGGGGAAUGGGCCUGCUCCUGCGGGUGACAGGCCCGGAACGCCUGGUGUCCCCACUGGGAGAAGAUAGCACAUAUUCUGUACCAGACCUUGCGGUCACCGUGCAGAGGGUAGAACAGAGCAGCAGGCGCGGCCGGGCCUCCCGGAGUGCGCGGUCUGCCGCCAGCAGGGGCUGCACUUGUCAGCGCUUUCUGGCUAAGGUGGCAGAGCUCCUCACGGCACUGCAGACGGUCUCUGACUUCCGGGGCGGGGAACAUGCACCUGUUCUGUCCAAGUGGAUUGUGGUAGAUGAGGAUAUAGAGAAGGAAGUGGAUCUUCCAAUGCAGCACCCACGUUAUGGAGAAAAAGGCUUUGUGAAAAAAGAGAAACUAGUUUUCAAGCCAGAACCAGAGCCGCAACAGAGGGUACAACCUAGUCCACUUAAAAUGGAUAAACUUGACAGUAAAGUUAAAAGAAUUGGACCACACAUAGAAAUUUUCCAAGUGUUCCGGAAAAGGAACAAACUCAUAUUCACCAAAAAAGUGAUUAGAAUGAUCACCGUCAUGCAGGCGCACAUCAGAGGGUGGCUCGAGCGCAAAAGACUCCGGAGAAUAGUAAUCAAGGCUUUGUAUCAUGGGCGGAAUUUGAGAGCAGUCAUAAACAUAUACUGCAGACUGAUCCAUCGCGUCAAAUAUCGACUUGGCCUUUGGAGGACGAGACAAAUUAUAAACUUUGCAGAGUUAGAGGAGUGGAUGGAUAGAAAAAAAUUCUACGAAACAAUGUUUGCUAAGAGAGAAGAUUGGCAAGGGUUGCAAAAAAGUGAGCUCCUUAAGUACUUCAACGACUGUGGCCAUUUCCCGAUCCAGCAGCAGAUCGACCACGUUUGGAACCUGGUCCACAGAGAAGACCAUGAAAAAUAUUCUGAAAUCAUCAAGAAGCCCAAUGCAAUUGAAAUGUUAUUUACACUCUAUCCUCCUCAAGGAGCCCAUGUGCAGAAUAAUAUGCGACUUAGGUCGACUUGGCUGAGACCCAUAGUAGAUGGGGAAGAAGGAUACAAGUAUAUAGUGAGCGGACAUCCAGUGCUCAAAAGAGCUAACAUCCGGAUUGUUGGGAGAUUAGUGGCCACAUACAUGAGAGAAAGGAAAAUGAGACAACAGCAGGCAUUUUGA